Molecule: messenger RNA, 3553 nt
Organism: Rubroshorea leprosula
Lineage: Eukaryota; Viridiplantae; Streptophyta; Magnoliopsida; Malvales; Dipterocarpaceae
Source: the annotation of a GenBank genome assembly
AGUAUUAUGGGAGGAGCUGGGCAAGCUGAUCACUAGUAAAAGAGGCAAUUGGGUUUUGGGAGGGGAUUUCAAUGCAGCAAGAACAGUAGGGGAUAGAGCAGGAUGCAGUGGGAUAACCAGGGAAAUGAGGGAGUUUGACAGCUUUAUCAAUGUCACAGGGCUGGUUGAUCUACCAUUGGUGGAUAGAAAAUACACCUGGCAUAGUGCAAAUGGACAGCAUAGGAGCAGGAUAGAUAGGUUUUUGGUUUCAGAAGAAUGCCUGCAAAAGUGGAAUGACUUAAAACAGUGGGGAUUGGGAAGAUCAGUUUCCGAUCAUUGUCCAUUACUCUUGAAAAAUGAAAAGGUAGAUUGGGGUCCAAAACCUUUUAAGUUUUUUGAUUCUUGGUUGGAACAUCCUAAUUGCAAGGAAGUAAGUAGCAAAGUGUGGAAAUCUGUAGAGGUGAGGGGAUGGAAAGGGUUCAGACUUAAGGAAAAGCUGAGAGAAACAAAAAAAGCCUUGAAGAAAUGGAGUGCUAAUCACAAAGUUGAAGUGGACAGAAGAAUAAUCAAAGCAGAAAGGAUCAUAGCUGAAAUGGAUGAAAAAGAAGAGCACAACCAACUCUCAGAAGUAGAUAUUGAGAAAAGAAGGAAUGGAUUCCUGGAUCUUUGGAAGAACAUGAAGAUUCAAGAGAGCAUGUGGCAGCAAAAAUCCAAAAAGAUGUGGCUGAAGGAGGGGGAUGCAAACUCAAAGUUUUUUCAUAGAAGUGUGAAGGGCAGAUGGAGAAGGAAUGAAAUCAACAGCAUUCAGAUUAGGGGAGUUCAAUGUAGAGGUGUGAAUGAGAUUAAGGAAGGUGUGAUGAAUUACUUCAAGGGGUUAUUCUCGGAAGAAGAGUGGCAGCGACCAAAGCUAGACGGCAUCAGCUUCAAACAGAUAGACAAAGCAGACAAUGAUUUUUUGACGGCCACUUUCUCAGAAGAGGAUAUUAAAAACGCAAUGUGGGAUUGUGACUCAUCUAAGUCCCCUGGGACGGAUGGCUUCAAUUUCAGAGGCUCCAACUCCUCCUUCAUCGCCCUAAUCCCUAAGGUUGAAAACCCUUAUAGAAUCGAAGACUACAGACCUAUAUCACUCAUUGGAGUCAUGUAUAAGAUCCUAGCUAAGCUUCUAGCAAAUCGCCUCAGGAAAGUUCUCGACAAGAUCAUCGGGGAGCAGCAAAUGGCAUUCAUAGAAGGUAGACAGUUGAUGGACGGAGUGGUGAUUGCAAACGAGGUGAUCGAUGAGGCAAAAAGGAAGAGGAAGAAGAUUACUUGGAGAAAUUGGAUAAAGGAGUGCCUACAAUCGAGUAUGAUCUCGAUCCUAGUGAACGGAAGCCCGACACAGCAAUUCCCAGUCAACAAAGGAAUUAGACAAGGCGACCCGCUCUCCCCCUUCCUAUUUCUAUUAGUAGUAGAAGGGCUUAAUGGAUUAAUGCAGUCUGCCAAUGAGAAAAACAUGUACAGAGGAGUAAGGAUUGGAAACGGGAACCUGUUAGUAUCUCACCUCCAAUUCGCAAACGACACUUUGUUUUUUGGAGAGGCUUCGGAAGAAAACAUCCAAGCAAUAAAAAGUAUCAUGAGGACCUUUGAAUUGGUGUCGGGACUGAAAAUCAAUUUUGGCAAGAGUCAGAUAAUGGGGGUCGGGACUGAGGAGGGCUGGAAAGAGAGGAUGGCUUAUAGACUGUGUUGCAAGGAGGGAGAUCUUCCUUUUAAGUAUUUGGGAACUCCAGUUGGAGGGAAUCACAGAAGGAUAGCAAUGUGGCAACCACUGGUGAACUCCUUUAAAAAGAAACUUGCUAGCUGGAAUGGGCAAAACUUAUCGUUGGGAGGCCGAAUCACUCUUUUAAAUUCUGUACUGUCUAGCCUUCCCAUGUACCUAAUGUCAGCCUACAAAAUCCCUAAAGGUAUUUUCUCCUCUUUAGAUAAAAUACACAUGAAUUUUUUAUGGGGAGGGAUGAGGGAGAGGAAAAAAAUCAGUUGGGUCAAUUGGGAGAGGGUAUGCAGGAAAAAGGAGUAUGGAGGUCUAGGAGUGAAGGACUUGAGGAAUUUCAAUAUGGCGUUGUUGGGUAAAUGGUGGGGGAGGUUAGUAAGAGGGGAAGAUGGGCUAUGGAGCAAAGUGAUGUCUAGUAAGUACGGGGAGAAUGGAGGGCAUUGGUUGGAUUGGGUAAGGGAUAGGAGUGGAGGAGGCUCAAUAUGGUGGAGAGACAUCCAAAAUUUAAAUGUUGGAGAUGGGGUGUAUGCAGGUUGGCUUACGGAGGGUUUUAGAAUUAAGGUUGGUGAGGGGAAAAGAGUGAGCUUCUGGUGGGAUGAGUGGUGUGGGGAAAGCUGCUUGGCUAAUAAAUUCCCUAGAUUGUACAUCUUGUCUACAGGCAAAGACAAAGAAUGCUUUCAAAUGGGAAGGGAUCUCAAUGGGACAUGGAGAUGGAACUUGACAUGGAGAAGAACCUUGCAUCAGUGGGAAGACGAGACAGCAAAAGAACUUCAAACCAUGAUCGAGAAAGUGAGAAUAUCCCCAGGGAGCGCAGACAAUUGGGAGUGGAUACACAGCCCCGACGGAAAGUACUCAACAGCAACAGCCUACGCAUUAUUAACAAAUCAAAGGAGGGAAGAGGAGGAAGCAGAAAUGUAUAAAAGCAUAUGGAAUCCUAGCAUUCCAUCUAAAGUAGCAGCUUUCAACUGGAAGGUAUCACUUGAUAGAAUCCCAACCAAGCUAAAUUUGUUGAAACGGGGGGUCAUCAAGGAGGAGGAGGAAAGGAAAUGUGUUCUGUGUGAAGAGGAAGAGGAAGAUUCUAGCCACCUAUUCUUGAAAUGCAAAAUUGUCAAAUGGCUAUGGAGAGCUUUCCCUGGCGGUGGCAGGCGUCUCAACCGUGGUGAAACCUGGCAGAUUAAUGUGGCCACUGGCACAACACAAGCCCGUAUUUGGGCUCGAACCAAUUGCCAAUUUGAUGGCUCUGGAAGAGGCAAAUGCGAGACAGGAGAUUGCCAAGGACUCCUAGAAUGCAAAGCCUAUGGAUCUCCACCCAACACGCUGGCUGAGUACGCCCUUGGCCAGUUUAACAACCUGGACUUCAUUGACAUGUCCAACAUCGACGGGUUUAAUGUUCCCAUGGAGUUCAGUUCCGACUCUCCCCAGUGCAAUCGUGUGAUCAAGUGUACUGCAGACAUCGUGGGACAGUGUCCGGGCCCGUUGAGGGUACCAGGAGGGUGCAAUGGACCUUGUCCAGUGUUCAAGACUGAGGAACACUGUUGCAACUCCGGUAAAUGUGGACCUACAGACUACUCCAGAUUUUUUAAGGAAAGGUGUCCAGAUGUUUACAGCUAUCCUAAAGAUGAUCAAACCAGUGUGUUCACCUGUCCCAAUGGAACUAACUACAAGGUUAUAUUCUGCCCUUGAAAGCAGAUAGCUAGAAGGCUGUACGAGUAGCAAUAUGUGUGGAAAAAUAAAAGCUUGAAAAAUGGCUAUAGUUAGUCAUUUUGAACACAUCUCCUGAUGUAGUGAUGUGCCCUCAUGCUGUUGUUCCAAUAAAUUAAAUAAUUCCAC